This is a messenger RNA of Wallemia ichthyophaga EXF-994, 663 nucleotides long. RefSeq lists its product as uncharacterized. The transcript is spliced from 4 exons. NCBI's taxonomy places the organism in Eukaryota, Fungi, Basidiomycota, Wallemiomycetes, Wallemiales, Wallemiaceae. The record is from RefSeq and is a predicted model, not a curated record. Bases 1 to 663 code for a protein of 220 amino acids.
AUGAAACGAAAUCAGCCAAUCAUAGAUCUCACUGCUGAUAGCGACGGUGACGACACCAACGCUAUCUCCAACGCCACUUCAUCGACUUCCCGCAUUCCACCUCCACAGACGUCGAAGGAGUCGAAAUCUCGUAAACGUACACGCGCAGGAGAGAGAUCCAAAUCAGCAAGCAGGAGUAAUUCUACACAUUCUACGAGAUCUUCGUCUGUUGUCAGCGCACACAGCACACAGCAGCAACCCCACAAAGGCAAAUCUAAGCCUGUUCAGGAAGCUCAAGAGGCUCCACACGACGAUAUAGACGGUAGACCUGUAUUCAAUAAUCUCACCUGCCCAAUUUGCUUCGAUAUCGUCUCUAAUGCUUGCACUACGGCUUGUGGCCACAUCGCAUGCGCCAACUGUCUUUUCGAUUACUUUGAAGGCGAACGCAUCAAGAAUGAAGGAAUUUCCCUACCAAGACCCAUUCAACAAGCCCGGCAACGCUCUCAGAAGCUCAACGCAAAGGCCAGACUGAGAACUGACUACGCUGCUCGCACCUACAUGCUGUCUGACAACCCUGACCACACUUUCCAAGGUCCCUGUCCAAUUUGCAGAACUGAACUCAUGGGCGGCUGGGGCGAAGCUGUUAUACCCCUCUACGUUCGCACUCUCGACUUGAUCGAUUGA